AUGUCGUUGUACGACGUGCUCGGCGUCCCUCGCAGCGCAACAGCCAAGGAGAUCCGCACCGCAUACCGCCAACAGGCCCUUCUCUCGCACCCAGACAAGCACCCCGGCGAUGACAGCGCUCGACGGCGCUUCCUCGAGGUGUCCGAGGCCUACGCGGUGCUAGGGGACGAGCACAGGCGCGCGCGGUACGACCGAGGCGCCACCAUCGACGACGCGCCGCCCGACGUCGACCUGCGGCGCGCCAACGACCUGUUCAACGCCAAUUUCGGCCAGGUGCGGCUGCGGGCACACACUGCCGCCAGCGCGUCCCCUGCGCGUCUGUGA
Messenger RNA from Emiliania huxleyi CCMP1516, 324 nucleotides. RefSeq names its product dnaJ protein. The record is from RefSeq and is a predicted model, not a curated record. Bases 1 to 324 code for a protein of 107 amino acids. Lineage: Eukaryota; Haptophyta; Isochrysidales; Noelaerhabdaceae. The transcript has a single exon. Gene Ontology annotation, biological process: protein import into peroxisome matrix. Gene Ontology annotation, cellular component: cytosol.